AUGGAUGCGCUCAACAAAGACGUUCUGGAGGAAGCGUUGAGGAUUCAGCAGCUGUUGUUGGGGCCGGGAACUUCUUGUAAUUCGUUCUCGGGGGAGCGAUGUUUUAAUGAGAUGAUUUCGAAACCGACCAGCAUCUCGGCAUUGGAUGGGGAGAGGAAUAAGAGUUCUGAAAGAAUGCAGGAUGGCAUGUUUAUACACUCGCCUCUGCUAUACUGGAAUUGCUCGCUGGAAGCCAUUCAGAAUGACCCUAAUCUGCUACGCACCGUAAAUCAGGGUCUCAGUCGCCGUUCAUCAGCCAAUGUGACGUUGCGAUGGGGAUCUGUGUUUGCCGGGAAGAUGUUCCAUCACCAGGAGUUGGUUGGGGCAGACGCUUUGGUUAUCAGUUUGUUUUAUCAGCUAGAUUCGCCAGCAGGGGAGAUAUGGGACCGACAAGCGGAGCUUUUGGCAAAAGGCGCGGAAACACAUCAGAGGUAUCAGGUGUAUCCGAGCGACGGGAAAGAAAGGAAAAACACUUUAUACGAGUUCCGGUUUCAACCAAUGAGCAAGUUGGACAAUAUUAUGCUGGCUGGAUGCUAUUUUUUCACUUUGGCAUAUCUCGCCAUGUCCUUGAGGGGCUUAAGGGCCGUGAAAUCGAGGUUAGGCCUCAUUGCCACUGUGUUAACACAGAUAGGCUUUUCUAUCAUAUCCAGUUUUACGAUAUUGGCCUUCUUCAAUGUACCUGUGUCUCACGUGCCGAGAGAGUUCUUUCCGUUCGUCGUUAUUGUCAUUGGGCUAGAGAACAUGUUUCGUCUCAUCAACGCAGUGCUAGAAACACCGGCAGAACAGCCUACAACAAACCGCAUAGCUACUGCUCUCGGCGAGGUCGGAUUUCUCUCAAUGGUAGCUGUAGGAACAGAUCUUGGCCUGUUGUUAAUCAUUGGUCAUUUUUCUGUGCCGGCCGUCCGGGAAUUUUGCACAUUUGCAGGGGUGGCCCUGAUUAUGGAUUUUGUCUUGCACUUGACCUACUUUCUAGCUGUUUUGAGUGUUGAUGUACGGCGUCUUGAAUUACAAGAUUCGCUCGAUCAUAUGAGCUUUAAUGAUGACCAUGACAACAAAGACCCCUGGGAAGAUCCACCUAAUGAGAAUGAUUCAUUUCUCGGGCUUAUCCUGAAAGGUGUACUGCCUGUGAGCACAAGAAUUGCUGGCUCGGCGAUUAUGAUUUGCUUCCUUGUGAUACUCAACAUGCACUUCUUGGAGAACCAGUCCCCCCUACGCACAUUUAGAUCAUUGGUCGAGAUGGUCACGAGUAGCCUGAGUGGGAGCCCGGAAAACGUGACCAGAAAUCAGGUGGCCGCCAUGCCAAUCAAUGUGGCUAGAACACCCACAUCUUGGCUGAAGUUACAGGAUAAACUUACCGGCAAAGAAUUAAUACGAGUUGUUAAGCCUGGGGCGUAUAGGAUGGUUGCUAAAGUUUAUAACCCGAUGUUUUGCGUUAUUAGCGGCUCGAAUCGAUCAAAGAUACCCGGCGUGUUACCAAAUCUUGCGAGCAUGAUUGAUCUGGAAACAGUCGCCAAACACUUCCAGGGAUUUCUCUUGACUAUAGUUUUAGUGGUGGCUGGCGUGACGAUUUUGAUGAACUAUCUUCUCAUGAAGUACAUCGCAGAUGACAUGAGCGACUGUGGAACAGAGAACGAAGGACCUUUAUUAACCUGUCACACGUUGUACGAAGGGCACUCAUUGGAUGUGGUGAUGCUCGCGGCUUCAACAAGAGGGGUGGUGGUAUCGGUUGGACUUGAUAGGAGGAUUGUGGUCUGGAAGUUGAAGACAAGGUGGCAGGUUCCGUCAAAAGACAUCAUUCGCCCGACCUGCGCCGAGCAUUCCCUAUGGCCCGUAAUGGCCAUCGCAUUGGACGAAAAAGGAGAGUGGCUUGCGAUCGCACCAAGGGUAGGGAUGAUAUCGAUAUGGCAUGUUGGAGAAUCGACCUUCAAGGGCUCAGUAGCGAUUGAUUUGGCAGGGCAACAGCCAGCGGCAUUUUUCUUCGAGUCGUCAAAACAUGGAGAUGCAGUAUACCGGGGACCAUCAUUGAUUAUUCUGAGGCAGAACGGGUGGCUUUCAGAAAUCUGCAUCAAAACUGGGCAAUGCAUCCAACAUCGGAUAUGUACUGGUGUGGUGGUUUCGUCGUCGCAUGGGGUUUUCACGCCAAGAACCCCGUUGAGGAUCGUCACAGCCUGCCAAAAAGCGAGAAUCUUUGUGACAUCAAAGUCUGGAGGAGAGUGGAACUCGAGGCAGCUCAAUCUAUUGGAGCAGCCUUGGUCACAUCCGUCGUUGGAGGCGGGAGUCGAUGCCACCACGGUUUUGCCAUUGUCAGCACUGGGGAUGAUUGUCGUUUCUAGGUCCUGUAGCGUGGAUCUUGUGGAUCUUGUGUCAGGAAGCGUUGUUCGAACAUUCCAGACAGGUCAAUUCAAGUCCAGCUCAUUAAGGGCCUUCCAUGCUAAACGACGAACGUGCCUAUACUGCGGAUGUCCUGCUGUGCUCUCGUUCUCCAUCGCCUAUACGGAAAAGGAAUCAGGCAUGUUCAUUAUGCACACUUUCUUCUCGUCACGGGGAAAAAUGCGGGAUGUUUGUCUACGAGCUGAGCGUGAUCGAAGAGAACGCAAGUGCUUCGGUUUCGAGAGUGUCAUGGAGACAACGCAUUGGCUCGAAAACGUUGAAGGCUGGGAACCAACAAACUUGAACAUGGUUACCGGAAUCCGGCGGCGAGAGGCUCCCCAGGAGGACCAAUCAUCUGACGACCACGAUACCUGCUCUUCCUCAUCACAAGCGUACAGUCUACGCAGACGCAAGCAGAUGCAGAGAAGAUCCAGUACCGAGGACGAGGACGAGUGGGAAGCGUGGACCAUGCAUGCAGACGGCGUUGUCACAGCAUAUCCACUAUCCUACAAGAAUGGCGGCAACAAUGACGAUUCGUUACUUGUGAGCACAGCCGGUCCCGUGUGUCGUAUUGGGCAGAGGUCAGUGGCCGUCGGCUUCGGGAACACGGUAAAAGUUCUGCUUGUUGGAAACGAACGCUACGAGGAUGAAGGGGACGACGACUUGUACCAAAUUUCACGCAAGGCACGCAGUUACCGGCGGCAAUGA
Morchella sextelata is the source of this 3117-nucleotide messenger RNA. RefSeq lists its product as uncharacterized. Gene Ontology annotation, cellular component: Golgi membrane; endoplasmic reticulum membrane. The transcript has 6 exons. The record is from RefSeq and is a predicted model, not a curated record. NCBI's taxonomy places the organism in Eukaryota, Fungi, Ascomycota, Pezizomycetes, Pezizales, Morchellaceae. Gene Ontology annotation, biological process: SREBP signaling pathway. Bases 1 to 3117 code for a protein of 1038 amino acids. Gene Ontology annotation, molecular function: sterol binding; protein binding.